AUGGCGCCGGCCUGUCCCUCCUUCGAGCUGCUCAGACUUUCAACCCGCCGAGAGUAUGUUUUGGUCUUCGAUGACCCAGGGAAGGCCUUGGAGAAGAUCUCCAAUCUCUGGCGUGAACUAUUACUUGGCUUCAGCGCCCCGCUCAUUAGAACCUGCAUCCCCCCCGUGGGAUCCGGGGGGGUGGGUCGCGAGACCGCGUCGUCGUACGCGAGCCCACUGAACAUCUCCGCCGGCGGGAGGGAGCAUUACAGCACGCGGGGCCUCGGCGGGUCGUACCACAGCCCAUACCCGGCCUACAUGAACCCGAGCCUGGGCGGGACGUGGCCGUCGUCCCCCUUCGACAGCUCCGUGCUCCACGGGCUGCAGGGCGCCGGGCAGUCCGCGACGAGGCACCCCAACCUCGACAUGUUUGACGAUUUUGCCGAGGGCCGUGAGUGUGUGAACUGCGGGGCCAUGUCCACCCCCCUGUGGAGGCGAGAUGGAACGGGCCACUACCUCUGCAACGCGUGCGGACUGUACCACAAAAUGAACGGUAUCAACAGACCGCUCAUUAAACCCCAACGGAGGCUGUCUGCGUCGCGGAGGGUGGGGCUGUCCUGCACCAACUGUCACACCACCACCACCACCCUGUGGCGGAGGAACGGCGAGGGGGAGCCCGUCUGCAACGCCUGCGGCCUCUACAUGAAGCUCCACGGGGUCCCCCGACCUCUGGCCAUGAAGAAAGAAGGGAUCCAGACCCGGAAACGCAAACCCAAGAGCCUCAACAAACCUCACCUAGGGUCGCCAGGAUGUGACGGCUCCCCUGCAAACACCAGCACCACGCCAGUCGCCCCCACCAUCAGCACCGCCCCCCCCGUGGACGAACCACGGCAGAUCAAGGCAGAGCCAAACACCUCCAACCUGUACACACACCACAGCACACACAACCAGAGUUCCGCCCUACCCGCUUACAUGAACGUCCAUGGAGGGGCCCAUCCUCUUAAAAUGUCUCCUAGGGCCCACGUGGGGGCCUCAAGCUCCAAACCAGAACCCUGGAACAACUUAAUCCUUGCCUAGGGUGCCCCGUACCUGCGAUAUCACGAUACCUGAUACAGAUACACACAAGCAUAUGUUCCUAGAUGGAGGAUGAUGUUUAGAUAAUGGGGGAUACGUCGAUUUUGCGCUGUGUUUGUUCUGUGAGUUUAUAUCAUCCGUCAGCAAAACACACAACUCCACUACGAUGCAGAAAUGGAUCGGAAACACUACACAUCAAAAUAUAUGCUGGGCAAUGCAUACCUGGUCUGGCAGGAAGGGUUGGUUUUUUGUUGGAUCCGAACAUCUGAGUAUCCUUACUAAAGUGUAGGCUAAUAUACUUAUAUUGAACUUAAGGUUUGAAACACUCAUCUAAGUAUGGCCACACAAAAACAUCAAGUGCUUCAACAAUACAGUGUUAUAUACUGGUUUGGAUCAGGGUCAUUUAAAAAUAGCUGAUCUGCGUGGAAUUUCCCCUCCUUUUAGUUAGUAGCCUAGUCAUUUCGUGUCAACUUGUUGACAAACUGUCAUGGUAAUUUAUAAUAGGUCAUGACUCGUAAACUGGAAAAAGAAUACCGGUCAAAACUGCCGGGAAAAUGCCACGCUACUCCAACAAAUAGUCGACACAACCAUGAAGUAUAGCCUUCUAUACUUACUUGAAAAGUUGAACUCAACUCAAAACCCAGAUAGUGCAUCACUCCUCCAGACAAAUUUUCAAACGGCCUCUAGAUUGUAACACAUGAUCACCCUCGAGGCUUGGAAAAGGCCGGCUUAUUUCACUUUAAUUUAAGAAUGGACAAAUACAUCUUACAUUUUCAUUACUCAGAGUGAUACAAAUGUAUAACUACUUAUGUGACUAAAACGAUGCUCACAAAUCAUGUGAUGUGAAUGAGUUGACCUGCCCGCAGCGCUCUCUCUGUAUUGUAACCUUCUAGUGCACCUUUCUCUUGUAAGAUAUGGAAAUGCUUCUCUGAUUUAGGUCUUUUUUGUAGGGUCUGGCUAAUAUUUAUGUACACAUAUAUAUAUAUAUAUAUAUAUAUAUAUAUCCAAAACCCCAUAACUGUGUAAUAAACCUUUUUCAUAGUAGAUGUGAUGUCAAAAAUACUGUUAUUUUCUUUCUUCAAAAUACUGCCAAAAUGUAUGCUUUAAUUAACCUGUGACAAACCUGGAGAAAUAUGAAUGAACUGGCGGUGGUCUAGACAUUUCUACAUAAUGUUAUUAUCCUAAAUAUAAAUAUGCAAUCCUUUAUGUAAAGAAAACAACCUCCACUCCAGUUAACGCACCGACGCACCGACGAAUGUGUGUGUGGAAGAUCUCCCCGUGCACCAGCUACUACCGGAGAUCGUUCCUCUAUGCCUAGCUGAAGCCCUGCAGAGGACACUGUAAUAAAGACAAAACAUUAUGCGUACACAA
Molecule: messenger RNA, 2424 nt
Organism: Gadus macrocephalus (Pacific cod)
Lineage: Eukaryota; Metazoa; Chordata; Actinopteri; Gadiformes; Gadidae
Gene: gata4
Product: GATA binding protein 4
Exons: 9
Coding region: 1-1056 (351 amino acids)
Biological process (GO): cell fate commitment; positive regulation of transcription by RNA polymerase II; negative regulation of transcription by RNA polymerase II
Cellular component (GO): nucleus
Molecular function (GO): RNA polymerase II cis-regulatory region sequence-specific DNA binding; zinc ion binding; DNA-binding transcription factor activity, RNA polymerase II-specific
Source: RefSeq, a predicted model, not a curated record